Lineus longissimus is the source of this 1482-nucleotide messenger RNA. Its product is annotated as programmed cell death protein 5-like. The record is from RefSeq and is a predicted model, not a curated record. NCBI's taxonomy places the organism in Eukaryota, Metazoa, Nemertea, Pilidiophora, Heteronemertea, Lineidae. The transcript is spliced from 5 exons. Bases 6 to 410 code for a protein of 134 amino acids. Gene Ontology annotation, cellular component: nucleus; cytosol. Gene Ontology annotation, molecular function: DNA binding.
AAAAAAUGGAUGACGCCGAGUUGAAUGCGAUUCGACAGCAACGACUUGCUGAGCUCCAGAGUCAGGGCUACGGGGGUGGCCAAGGCCAAGGGCAGGGAGGGCCUUCACCCGAGCAGCAAGAGGAAAUGCAAAGGCAGGCCACUGAUCAGAAGAACUCCAUUCUUUCUCAAGUAUUAGUUCAAGAAGCAAGAGCUAGAUUAAACACCAUAGCUGUUACUAAACCAGAUAAAGCAAGAGCUGUAGAAGGCAUGUUGAUACAAAUGGCCAGAUCUGGACAGAUAUCUCCUGCUAAUAAGUUGAAAGAUGACCAGUUAAAACAGUUGUUGACAGAAGUGAGUCAACGAACACAGAAGUGCACAACAGUUAAGUUUAACAGGAGGCGUGUGGACAGUGAUGAUGAUGACUACUAAAGCACUCUACAUCGGAUACUUGUGACAACUAUCUGACAAGACCAGGCAGUCUAGGCUGACGAGCCCUGGUGGUCUAAGCUGAAUGGUUGUGACUUCAGACUGAAAAUGUCACAACUGGCUAAAACGUUCAGGUGGUCGGAUGGUUGUGACACUUGACACAAUGGGUGAUAUGAAUAAAGAGUAGUAAAUGCUUUUAUCUAAAACUCCAUGUACAUUUACACUUGGCCUUUCUGUACAAAAUUGAAGUAAAAGCAUUUGCUAGCCUUUAUUCAUAUCACCCAUUAUCAGAUGGUCUUUUCAAAUGGAUUGUUUUGGCUGCUGACAGAUGAUUAUGUGGUCUUUACUCGAUGGUUGUGGCAACUGAGACGAGAUCAGAUGGUCUGCUCUUUACCAAAUAUGAUAUUCACUCUGUGAUUCACAGAUAUUGGCGUUUUAUACUGCAGCAAACAGCAAAUGUGCUAACCUUAUUUAUAUGCCGUAGUUUUUUGGUUGGGAGAAGUGUGAUGGUCCAUUAAUUGAAGAACUAAUGAUAAAUGAUGAAUACAUAUACAUAUGUACUCUGUACAAUUCAUUUUACUAAUCUCAGUUUGACAAGAAAAUAGGACAAUUUGUGGUGACAAUAUUUCUUGGACAAAAACAGGUUAUUUUCUGAUAAGAGUGCACUCCACGAAAUGUGGUUAAUUUUACUUGCUUGAUCGAAGUAAGGCAUCGUUAUCGUUGGAUUUUGAUUUCUAUGAGAUCAGUUUCUAAAAUAAUGUAGUUUGAUAUGCUCAUUAGCCAGUAAUAUUUUUACCCCAUUCUAACACAACUGAUUCUUGUAAGAUUCGGGAGUUUUUCAAAUUCUUUGAGCGAAAUCUUAGAUUUAGAUGAAUUGCUUAACUAGUUUGUAAUAGGAGUGCCAUUGCUAUAGUAUGACAGCGAGCUAGAGGGGAUUUGACAUUACAAAGUAUUGUCUGUCUACUGUAAAAACUAAAUUAACCUAACAGUUGUUAUCAAAAUCCUAUGUGCAUUGGCCAAGUCCUAUCUUUUUGUUUGUGUGAUAAAAUUUUGAAAUACAUUUAUAUCAACCACA